Molecule: messenger RNA, 3601 nt
Organism: Sebastes umbrosus (honeycomb rockfish)
Lineage: Eukaryota; Metazoa; Chordata; Actinopteri; Perciformes; Sebastidae
Gene: amigo1
Product: adhesion molecule with Ig-like domain 1
Exons: 2
Coding region: 816-2345 (509 amino acids)
Biological process (GO): brain development
Molecular function (GO): protein binding
Source: RefSeq, a predicted model, not a curated record
ACAAAGACAUUUCAUCUGCUUGAGAUCCUUAUUUCAACGUCCAUUAGGACUCAUCUUGGAAUAUUGACAGAAUUUCCAUUACACUAUCUAUCUAUCUAUUUCCAGCUGUCUCCUGAUGGUUUCCAGCGCGUCUCCGCAGCGCAUCUUUCAAAGUGCGCCACCUCCAGCAGGUUGGAGCGCAACAACAACGUUUCCUCCGCAGAAAACAGCAGCAGCAUCAGGAGACAGCAGACCGACUGCUCCUCCUUAAUGAUCUCCACUGAGCUGCUGGUGAGACCCGACAGAAACCUGCUCCUCCAAAUGCGCCAAUGAUCCGGAUGCUCGUCCGUGUGCGUUGCUAUGAGCGACGUUUGAAAGCAUCUUCUGUGAUUAGUCGCUUUAUUGUCAGCAGCUAAAAGGACGUCUGCUCUGCUCUUUACGUAAUCCUUCUUUUUUUUUGUGUGCGUAAUGUUGCACUGGGUAUUUGGAUGCCGCGUGGAUUAUUUUGGUGAGGAUCUUCUCUAGUGCUCUCCUCCUCUUCCUCCUCCUCUUCAUCCUCCUCCUCUUCCUCCUCCUCUUCCUCAUCGCAUCCGCUGUUGUCCUCAUCGGCAGCAGACACACACAGACUCAUUCAGACUGGGGACUAUUUGUCUGGAGCGUCGUUGUAAUUGUAAACAGACUUGGAGCUUGUGUUUUUAAUGAAACAUCCCGGUUGAAGGUUGAAGGUUGAAGCCUUCCAAUCAGCAAUGCCUGGGAAUCCUCCAGCUGCUCUUCCGUGCUCUUCUCUGAGAAUGGGAUCGUAGUAAACCUCUCUGGGAUUUAGAUCAACUGCCAGCAUGUUGCAGCCCUCCACCGGAGCAGGUGACGGCCUGUUGAACACGUUACCUCACUGGAGUAAGCGUCCGAAAUGGGUCCUCCCCUUCUCCCUCUGCGUGGCUCUCCUCUGGCUUCCAGGGGCAGCGGCGUCUACACUAAACUGCCACAAGACGUGCAUCUGCGCCUCCAACAUCGUGAGCUGCUCCAAGAUGAACCUGACCGUCGUCCCGUCGCGUCUGCCGCUCUACACCGCCGUGCUGGAUCUCAGCUACAAUGAGAUAGAGCGGCUGCGGUCCGAGUGGACCCCGGUCAAACUCACGAAGCUCCAUAACCUCCUCCUCAGCCAUAAUGGUCUCAGCUUCCUGUCUUCGGAAGCGUUCCUCAAUGUGAAGCACCUGCGUUACUUGGACCUGUCCUCCAACAACUUGCAACUGCUGGAUGAGUUGGUCUUCGACCCUUUGGUCAACCUGGAGGUCCUCUUGCUGUACAAUAACCAAAUUUCCCAGAUUGAGCGCUCAGCCUUUCUCUGCAUGGUCAACCUUCAGAAGCUCUACCUUAGCCAGAACCACAUUUCCCGCUUCCCCCUGGAGCUGGUCAAGGACAAGUCCCGCCUGGAGAAACUCAGCCUCCUGGAUGUGUCCUCCAACAAGAUCAAGAUGUUACCCAUCGAUGAGCUGCAGGCGCUGCCUGCGUGGUUAAAAAAUGGUCUCUACUUCCACAAUAACCCUCUGCUGUGCCACUGUGAUCUCUACACGCUCCUCGCCCACUGGUACAUUCGAAAGCUCAACUCCGCCGUGGACUUCAGAGACGACUACACGUGCAUUCUGCCCGGCCCACAAAAAACCAAAGUGGGUGUUUUUGAUCUCAGCGGUGACAACAUGAACUGCAGCACAUUCAAGGAGGAAGAUGAAGAAGCUUUUCUGGAUCAGAGGCUGAUCCUUGGCUGUGACACCAAACACAGGAACAUGUUAAAGACCUGGACGAUGCCCGGUAACGUGCCGGUGACGCCUGGAAGCAACCAGACCGCCAAAGUCUUGCAAGAUGGAAGUCUGCAGAUUAGUCCGGUGAGGACUGAGGACUCUGGGACCUACACCUGCUUCGCGACGAGCGAGGCCUUCAAUGAGACGAUCUACGUGGUGCUGAAGGUUCACAACUUCACCAUGAACGGCGGGGGGGACAGCCUGAACACAGCGUACACCACCUUGGUGGGCUGUCUGGCCAGCGUGGUGCUGGUGCUCAUGUAUCUUUACUUGACGCCGUGUCGCUGCUUCUGCUGCCCCAGAGGCAAGGCUCGGGGCGAGGACAGCAUCCACUCGUCCAUGCUCAGCGUGACACCGACCCACGAGGACCCGGCGCUCAAAGCCGAGUUGAACAGGCACGUGGCGUUCAUAGACUCUAAGGACUUGCAGGGCCAGAACGGCAAGCUGAACCCCAACGGGGACGAGGACGAUCUGGACGCAGAGGCCGGCUCUCUCUUGAAGGGGAAGAGGAAGAAGUCAGUAGCAGAGUCCAUCAGCUCCGUCUUCUCAGACACUCCCAUGGUGGUCUGAGACUGGCAAAGACCACGCGACUGGAUGUAAGCGGUACAACGUGAGCCAUGUUUUAGUUAAACUGUGACUGUGACUUUGUGGGAGGAAACGGAGGAAGGAUGUUCAUCUGUAGCUGCUGGCGGGUGGAAAUAAGGAUCUCAAAGGGAGUAAAAAAAACUGUCUUGUUGCCGACAAGGACAAUAAGCAGGACUUUUUCCAGCAUUUUAAUCUGUAGCACUUAAUAUUCAUACUGUGAAGGAACGGCAGCGGAAACUACUGAAGUCUUAUGAGAGCAAAACGUAGAUGAUAUAUUGUUGAUAUCAGCACUCAGGAAGUGAUCCAUUAAAAUGCUUAAGCGUGGGAAAUACACAGGUUGAAAUUAGAUUUGAAAAAAACGUAGUAUAUAUUGAAACCAUGGCUGGCUCAUAAUUAUAUUUAUUACAAGGACUAGAAUAGAUCCCAUCUGACCUAAACAUUAGAUACCCCUCCUCUAUCAACACAGGGACUUAGAUAGACAAGCCGCCGUCACCGGGCUAUGAUUACAUCUGUCAUUAACCUUUAGUCAUCUAUAGAGAAACAGCAUGCCAUAAACCCACAUCAUACGAGGCUGAAGGAGAAAAUGUGCAUUCAUCAGACGUUUAGUCAUUUAUAUUGAGAAAGCAGUAGCACAUUAUAUUAUAUAAAGAGGCCAUCGCAGGUAAUUUCCAUCCUACUUCAUACUUAGUUGCGCUCAGAUAUAGAUAAUCAGACUGAUCUUUAUUCAUAUUCAUAGUCAUAUGUGUAGCGAUGUAGGCGAAAGCUAUGUUAAGGGAUCGAUUUAAGUAGAUGGUAUAAAAUAGUUAACCAACUCGAGGCAGAUUAUUGCUUAUGAAUUAACUGUAUAUCAAAUUAGUUGCCUCUUAGUUAUUGCACAUCUACAGUAUAACCCAAAAGAAGCUUUAUGCAAUUAAAAACAUGGGACGCCUCUAGCAGAUAUACACGUAAUAGAUGCAGGGAAUUAUUUCGUCUUGACUGAUUAUCAACAUAGUGUCUCAAUUCUGUAUAUGGACAAGGACUAUGGUCCUUAAAAAGGAGUAAUACGAGCUUCACUCUUCCUCUUGGCCAAGUUAUAGCCUUUGUUUUUCUCAGUGACAUUAACAGGAAGUUAAUUACCAAGUUAAAAACUGCCAGCUUGAGGUUAUUUUAAUUCCUGUACGUAAAAUGUGCACACAAUCCAGAAUAUUUUGAUGUACAUUGCUAAAAGAAACAUAAACCCUGGUGCAUUCAUAUGUCAAAAA